CUCAUCCAUCCAUGAAUUCACAGUUGCACUCAUCAUCUAUCCAUCCAUCCAUUCAUCUAUGUUAUACACAGUGGCCUUUGCUGUAGCCAAAUCAUGAAUGUUGUCCUAGCUUCUUAAGAAAACCAAUGUGUAGCCAACUUGUUUUAUUCUUAUACUUGUUUAUCAUUAUGAAUUACUUUCUCUUUCUUGUAUUGCCUUCUUUUUCUUAUGCUUCUUCUUUUUCCCACAGCAAUGCUUUAAGUGCUUCUUCUUCUUCUUUUGAAGCAUAUGCUUUGGUGGCAUGGAAGGCGAGCCUCGAUAGCCAAUCUCUUCUGUCUUCUUCUUGGGUAGGAAGCGAUCCUUGCAGUCAAUGGAUAGGAAUUGGAUGUCAUAAGUCGAACAUGAGCAUUUCAUCUAUAAAUCUCACAAGCCUUGCCUUGAGAGGUAAGCUUCAUGGUUUGAACUUCUCAUCUUUUCCUCAUCUCCGCAAGCUUGAUCUUAGCAACAACUCUCUCUUCGGAAAUAUCCCAUCCCACCUUGGAAACCUUUCAAGGCUCACCCAUCUUGACCUAUCUUCCAAUAAUCUCUCUGGAAUUAUUCCAUUUGAAAUAAGCUUCCUAAAAAGGCUUGUCAGCCUCUCCUUGUCUAAAAAUGAGAUCUAUGGGCCUAUUCCUCCAGAUAUAGGACUGCUUACAUCUCUCAAUCACCUAGACUUGUCAAACAACAAUCUCACAGGUUCAAUUCCAACUUUGAUAGGAAAGUUAGGCAACUUAACCACUUUGUAUCUUUACGAAAAUAUACUUUCCGGAUCCGUUCCUAAGGAGAUUGGAAUGCUUAAAUCUCUUAAUGAUCUUGAAUUGUCAGGUAACAACCUCAUAGGUCCAAUCCCAACUACCAUAGGAGAAUUAAGCAAUUUGGUCUUUUUGUACCUUUUUGACAACAAGCUCUCCGGAUCCAUUCCUUCUAGUAUGGGAAACUUAACUAAACUUAAUGAUCUAGCUCUAUCAUUUAAUAAAUUGUCGGGCCUUAUCCCUCCAGAAAUAGGGAAAAUGAAAUCCCUUCAAAGCUUGAGCUUGUGUGCAAACAAACUCUAUGGUUCCAUUCCGUUCGAAAUGAAUAAUAUAACACAUUUGAAUGAUUUGGCUUUGGACGAUAAUAAAUUCACAGGUCAUUUGCCUCAGGAUAUAUGUCUUGGUGGAUUAUUGAAGCGUUUAACUUUAUCCGGAAACAAUUUCAUGGGCUCCAUUCCUAAAACAUUGAAAGAUUGCAGUAGCCUCACCAGAGUUAGGCUUGAAAGAAACCAACUUACUGGGAACAUAUCCCAUGAAUUUGGUGUAUAUCCGUAUCUAACUUACAUUGAUUUAAGUGACAACAAAUUCUACGGUGAGCUUUCUCCUAAAUGGGGCCGAUGCUAUAAUUUGACAGCCCUAAAGAUCUCUAGGAAUAACAUUUCUGGUGAGAUUCCUCUUGAGCUCAGGGAGGCUACCCAACUAAAGGUGCUUAACCUUUCCUCGAAUCAUCUUUCUGGGGAGAUCCCAAAGGAACUCGGAAGGUUGUCAUCAUUGUUGGUACUUUUGCUUGACAAGAAUAGGCUUUCAGGUAGUAUUCCUGCAGAAAUUCAAAUGCUUUCAAAUCUGGAACAUCUUAACUUGGCUUUGAAUAAUCUAAGCGGCAUGGUUCCCAAAGAAAUGGGGGGCUUCUCGAGACUAUGGAGCUUAAAUAUGAGCAAUAACAGAUUUAGAGGAAUUUUGCCAGUUCAAAUCGGCGAGUUAGUCUCUUUGCAGGUUCUUGAUCUCAGUAUGAAUUUGCUGGUAGGAGAGAUACCACAGGAGGUUGGUAAAUUGAUCAAAUUAGAAACAUUGAAUCUCUCCCACAAUGAGUUCUCUGGUUUAAUUCCAUCUACUUUUGAUGAUCUCUCUGGCUUAACAUCCAUUGAUGUAUCAUAUAAUAAGUAUUUACAGGGUCCUAUUCCUACCACAAAGCCCUUUCAAAUUGCUCAGAUUGAUUCAUAUAGAAACACAGGCUUGUGCGGCAAUGUUACAGGGUUGGAGGCUUGUUCCUCUGUGAUGAGCGAUAAUUCUCAAGGGAAAAAGGGAAAAAAAGUCAUGAUCUUAACUAUAAUCCCCAUUUUAGCAGCAGUAUUUGUCCUACUCAUUAUAGUUGGAAUUUUUUUCCUCGCUCGUGAAAAAGAGAAGAAGAGGGAUAAACGACCACGAGAACUACAAAAUAAAAACAUUUUUGCAGCAUGGAUGUAUGAUGGGAAGAUGGUGUAUGAACAAAUAGUUGAAGCAACAGAUGGAUUUGAUCCCAAAUAUUGCAUUGGAGCAGGUGGAUAUGGAGUCGUUUACAGAGUGGAGCUUCCUCGUACCGGUCAUGUCGUUGCCGUGAAGAAACUUUGCCCUUUACAGGGUGGCGAGAUGGCAAACUCAAAAGCCUUUGAAAGUGAGGUUCGGGUGUUGACAGAAAUACGCCAUCGAAACAUUGUGAAGCUCUAUGGUUUUUGUUCACAUACGGAGCAAUCUUUUCUUGUUUAUCAGUUCAUAGAAAGAGGAAGUUUGGGAAAGAUGUUAAGCAACGAUGAGGAGCAAGCAAUGGAGUUAGAUUGGGGUAAGAGGGUAAAGGUCGUGAGAGGAGUUGCAAAUGCUUUGUCCUACUUGCACCAUGAUUGCUCACCACCAAUAAUUCAUCGAGACCUUUCCAGUAACAAUGUUCUGUUGGAUUUGGAGUACGAGGCUCGUGUGUCUGAUUUUGGGACUGCUAGGCUUUUGAAGCCUGACUCCUCCAAUUGGAGUUCAUUGGCUGGCACUGUUGGGUAUAUAGCUCCAGAGUUCGCUUAUACAAUGAAAGUGACUGAAAAGGCCGAUGUUUAUAGCUUUGGAGUCGUGUCAAUGGAAGCAAUUAUGGGGAGGCAUCCAGGCGAUCUCAUCUUGUCUUUACCAUCAUCAGAAACAUCAUCAUUACUGUCAUUUGCUAAUCAAUUAAUACUAUUGAAAGAUGUGGUAGAUCAACGAAUAUCGCCUCCUAUGGGUAAAGUUGCAGAUGAAGUUGUUUCUAUUGUGAAGCUAGCGUUUGCGUGUUUGCAAGACAAUCCUCAAUUUCGACCUACAAUGCAACAAGUUUCAAAAGAAUUAUCAGUUGAAAGGCCACCUUUGCAUAAGCCAUUUUUUGAACAAACAUUAGGUGAUUGCUUGGAAGUAGGUAUCUAAAUAGGCCAACUUUUGCUAAUACACACCUUUGAUUUCUUUUUUUUUUUACAUAAUGUAUUUCCCACAAUAUGUGUGUCUUUGUGUGUUUAAGUAGUUAAAAAUAUGUGUAUAAAAUGAGACUAUUUCAUUAA
Molecule: messenger RNA, 3316 nt
Organism: Malania oleifera
Lineage: Eukaryota; Viridiplantae; Streptophyta; Magnoliopsida; Santalales; Ximeniaceae
Product: MDIS1-interacting receptor like kinase 2-like
Exons: 2
Coding region: 126-3185 (1019 amino acids)
Biological process (GO): protein phosphorylation
Molecular function (GO): protein kinase activity; ATP binding; protein binding
Source: RefSeq, a predicted model, not a curated record